Pisolithus orientalis is the source of this 678-nucleotide messenger RNA. RefSeq lists its product as uncharacterized. Gene Ontology annotation, biological process: transmembrane transport. The transcript has 4 exons. Lineage: Eukaryota; Fungi; Basidiomycota; Agaricomycetes; Boletales; Pisolithaceae. Bases 1 to 678 code for a protein of 225 amino acids. The record is from RefSeq and is a predicted model, not a curated record. Gene Ontology annotation, cellular component: membrane. Gene Ontology annotation, molecular function: transmembrane transporter activity.
AUGGCCCAGAUUUUUUUCAACAGCUUCAGGCAGAAGGGCACACUUGCACUAUGGGCACUUGUGGUGACUGCACAAUACAUGGUGGGAUCCAACUGUCUUCUUGUAGCAUCCCACCAAAUAUUCACAUAUUCUCAUGAUUGUGCACUUCCCUUCUCUAGCAUUUUGUCUUAUGUGAACAAGUCUACAAGCACACCCAUAAUUGCUGUCUGGUUUGUCAUCAUCUUGGCAACACUACUUGGCCUCCUUGCAUUUGCAGGCAUGCAGGCCAUUGAUGCUAUCUUUCCAUUGGCAAUCAAUGCUGUCUAUAUCACUUACUCCAUUACCAUCACAGCACAUUGGUUGGGUGACAAUGAUUUCAAGCAUGGACCAUUUCACCUGGGAAUUUUUAGCUUGCCAAUAUCAAUAAUUGCAGUGUUAAUCAUGGUUUUCAUGAACAUCAUGUUCCUCUUCCCUUUGGUGCCCAGCAUGAGUGCAACCACAAUGAAAUACACUGUUGUUGUUCUUGGAGGUGUCCUUGGGCUAUCUCUUGUAUGGUAUUAUUUUCCUGUGUAUGGUGACAUACACUGGUUUGCUGGACCUGUGCUGAACAUUGGAAGAGGCAAUGGGGAUGGGAUAGAUCUGGAUAUGCAGAACAGCAGUGGGGAAAAGGGUGGAGUAAAAGGCACAUUGGGAGCCUAA